AAAAAAAAAAAAAAAAUGAACAUUUUGAACUUUCUGUGUAAACAUUGUGAUAAAUAUUACGAUAAACUAAAAUAACUUGGGAAAUUAGCAUGCUCUCAUUUAUGUUCGAUUACCAGUGAACGACACUAGCGUGUAUUUACUAAAAGUGGUUAUAAUGAAUUACCUCUUUUUAUUUAUAACUAUUGUACAAUUUUUUAUGUCAGUCCGGUGUUUAUUUCACCGGUAUCCAGAAAUUGAUUUGGGUGAGCGCGAUGGGGACGAUGCAGGUGAUCCGCUGUUCCUUACACAGUACAUAGAGAGCGGGAAUAUAACGGAGGGAAGGCGGUUAGCGCGGGUUCCAUUCACUGAGAGUUUGAAUAUUAAAAGUUACGCCGGCUACUUCACAGUCAACAAAACGUAUGACUCCAAUCAGUUUUUCUGGUAUUUUCCGGCUAUGGUAUCUGACAAUAAGUACGCUCCCGUGGUGGUGUGGUUGCAGGGCGGCCCGGGAGCUACUUCCCUCUAUGGGCUUUUUACAGAAAAUGGACCCAUUAAAGUUUUAAAUGAGAAAUUUGUACGCCGCAAAUACAACUGGGCGCUGAAUCACCAUAUCAUUUAUAUAGAUAACCCUGUAGGUACUGGUUUUAGUUUUACCAAUGAUGUCAAAGGAUACUGCACUGAUCAAGUACAGGUGGGUGAGCAACUAUACUCCACUGUGAUACAAUUCUUGCAAUUGUUCCCUGAACUGCAAAAUAAUAAGUUUUUCGUCACCGGAGAGUCGUAUGCGGGGAAGUAUGUUCCAGCCCUGGCCUACACCAUCCACAAGAAAAACCCUGAUGCAAAGUUAAAGGUAAACUUGAAGGGCAUUGCGAUUGGGAAUGGUCUAAGUGAUCCCGAACACCAGAUGGUGUACAGCAAGUAUUUGUACCAAAUUGGUCUGAUUGAUUGGAAUCAAGAGAAAGUAUUCUCCGAAUAUGAGGCGCAAACAGUGAAGUACAUACAGCAGGGACAAUGGGAGGAAGCAUUCAACACAUUUGAUGACCUCCUCAAUGGUGAUUUAAUUAAUGGGAGCAGUAUAUUUCACUCUAUGACAGGCUUUAAUUUUUACUUCAAUUAUCUCCAUACGAAAGAUUACUCUGAUGAAGGGUUCGGUAAAAUGAUUCAGAAGAGCUCUGUACGUAAACAGAUCCAUGUGGGAAACAAGCCAUUUAAUAAUGGCACUGAAGUCGAAAAGCAUUUGAAGCAAGACGUCAUGAAGUCCGUUGCACCUUGGGUAUCAGAGUUGCUGGACAACUACUAUGUAGUGAUCUACAAUGGACAAUUAGAUAUUAUUGUUGCAUAUCCAUUGACUGUGAAUUACUUGAGGAAUCUGAACUUCACAGGGUCUGAAGAGUAUAAGACAGCGAAGAGGUAUAUAUGGGAAGUGGAUGGUGAGGUAGCAGGAUAUGUGAAGCAGGCUGGUAAACUUGUUGAGAUACUGGUGAGGAACGCCGGUCACAUGGUGCCAGGAGAUCAGCCAAAGUGGGCACUCGACUUGAUUACUCGGUUUACACAUGAGAAAACCUACACUGAACAUAAUCAAAGAAUUAGAUUUUAAGUUUAAUGAUUGUUUCUAAGUAUGGAUAGAAUCUUUGUACUUUUGUAUAAUUUUUUUUAUUAAUUAGCUGAUUUAUUGUUUGUUAUUUGCUUAAGUCUAAACUCAUAAAAAUUUGGCCUUCACUUCCUUAGUAUCUGUCAAAAUAAUUUGUUUACAAGUUAUAGACUGUUUUUUAUUAUAUUUAUAUUAAAAGUUGCAAUUUAGAUGGUUUUUUUUUUCAAAUUUCACAUGCUUUUUCAUCAGGAUAGUUUAUGGGAUAGUUCUUGUUUCUGAAACUAAUGUAUUUUAGAUGUAAUAAGUAUAAAAUAAAUUUUUAAUUUGUAAUCAAACUACAUUGUUAUAUUUAUAUAAAAAAUCGUGUUAAACAUGACCUUAUUUUAUUGUUUAUUUGAAACUUGAUUCUACCUAUGACUGCUCUCUGCUAACUCAGGUGUGACAUCAUUGUUCAGUGCGUACAUACCUACUUAUUGUUAUUACAUUUAUAUGUAUGAAUAUUUUAAACAAUAUAAUUUUUGAAAAUAAUGA
This is a messenger RNA of Galleria mellonella (greater wax moth), 2101 nucleotides long. Its product is annotated as venom serine carboxypeptidase-like. Gene Ontology annotation, molecular function: serine-type carboxypeptidase activity. The record is from RefSeq and is a predicted model, not a curated record. Gene Ontology annotation, biological process: proteolysis. Lineage: Eukaryota; Metazoa; Arthropoda; Insecta; Lepidoptera; Pyralidae. Bases 155 to 1576 code for a protein of 473 amino acids. The transcript has a single exon.